AUCUUUAGUUUUCUUUCAGUCACGGGCGCGAUCAGUUUGUCGUGAAAUGCUUGUUCUGUUGCUGUGACCAGAAUACCGUGAAUAUCUCAAGCGAUAAAUGUUAAAUUAGUACCACAAUUCUAUAGCCGAGGGCCCAAGGGAAUCUGUGCAACAUUUGUGAUUGAGUUUUGAAUACAAAAAGCUUGCAGGAAUUACUACCAGCGCACCCAUCAAAUGGAACCACACUUCCACAGCUGCCUUGGACGAUAUUAAAUCUUUAUUAGCUCACAGAAGCAACAUAACAGCCGGAGCCAUGGACACGGUCUAUGGAACAAAGAAAUACUUCCAGAGCCUAUCGGGUGCGAGUGAUAUAUACAGAGGGCAGACAUGUCGGCAAAUGAGCACGGACUACACCUACCAGAACACGCUGGGGCGCAGAUCGCAGCUGGGCGCCUACUAUCACAUGAACAAGCAGCCCUCGUACACGAACGAUCAUAGCAUCAACAGCCAGUACGGAUACAACACGUGGGGCAUCUGGCGCGAUGGCCGGAACAUAGCACCAUCCACGUUCUCGGCCAAGACACAGACGCAGUAUCCAAAGAAUCGAUCAUUCUCCAUCAUCCUCACGACGGCCGCUUUUAUAGUUCUGCUGGCGGUGAUCUCCAUUGCGGGUCUGGCAUUCUACUUUAGCUCCAUCAAGGCCACCCUGGAAGAUCCUAUCUUGGGCUUUGAGGGCUCCUUCCGCAUUGCCAAGGGGGAUCUGUACUCCACGGGUCUGAAGUACAACCACACCACCACGUACAAGCAGAAGAUUGACUUUUACAAGCGCUUUGUGGAACGAUCUCUCACGGACAAUGGCCUGCAGCCGCUGCGCACCGAUGUCUGGGGCUUCGGCGAUGGUCCUCUGAUCAAGGUCUCCUUUCGUCUGUUCCUCGAUGUCCGUAAACUUCCGCAGAAUAUUUUGAGCGUGGAGGAGUACAUCAAGGAGUCUCUGUUCUUGGAGACAGCGGCCACUAAGUCACUCUAUCGCUCGCUGCGCCUGGACACGGAGUCUGUGGAGAUCAAGCGGAUCAUGGACGAGCAAGUGAUGCGUGCAGCGGCAAUCCUAAAGGAGGCUCAAACGGUGCCCACUAGUCAGACGCAGCUGGAGAAGCGGCUCAUGAAGAAGGGAACGCCUGCACCGGCACAGCAUCCAAAGCCACUGGGAAACACCACACCCAAGCCGCGCAAUCCACUCGUUCGCAAUCACUCAGCGGAUGAGGAGCCGGAAAUCGAUGUGGAGAAUGCGCCCGUCAUACAGGGCUCCUUCGAGGGCUCCUUCGAGAUAACCAAAACGGAUGCGGACAUUGCGCGCAAGAAGUUGCCGCCCACACGGGCCUAUCAGAUCAGCAGCAGCGCUCAGCCACCCAAGUCGAUAGCAGUUACGCCUUACUCCCUCCGGGUGAAGCCCAAGAAGCCGGGCAUUGAGAAGCUAACAACGAUUGUGCCGCAGCAGCAGCAGCCUUCCACCAGAGCAACCACAACCAAGGCGACCAAGAGGCCAACAACAACCACAACCCCAACCACAACCACAACAACGAGCACGAAGCGAACCACGAGCACGAGCACUAGUAGCAGUACGAGCACCACGACAACAAGUACAACAACCACAACACCCAAACCCACAACAACAACAACAAGAAGCACCACCACCAAGGCGCCCGCAACAACUCCUUCCCCACCGAGCACCACACUGCCCAGCACCACGACAUUCACUUAUCCCACCGUGACAGCGCCCACUCCCACCCACAGCAUGUCCCUGCCCAAGCUGGAUGCGAAUCUCUUCACCACAUUCCCCAUUCUGGACACGCAACCCUGGCGACCGAUGCACCGCGAAGUGCCGGAGCUCAUGGCUGGACCGCCGCCCGCUUUUCCCACAAAAACGCUGCCUGGUGGUGCUGGAACCACGCCCACUGUGAAUCACAUACCGCAAAGGCGAAUCGAUGAGCUGGAGCUGCCAUUUAUAGGUGACAAUCCCACGCCGCCGACAGCCGCUGUGGCGCCAUCGAACAUCGAUGAUCCGUAUGGACCGAUGUCCAUUGCGGGAUUCCUGAAUCAGGGAGUGCGCAUGAACGAGCCAAAGAUGCCGGAGUUGCCGGGCGCAGGGCAGGAGCAGCAGGAUCAGGAUAUGCUCUUCUACCACAACUUUGGCAGUCCGAUCUUCAUGCCAGGCACUGAGAAUAUAGAGCGCCUGGGCGGAGCUCUGGUCGAGCCGCAUCCCCUGCCCGUGCCGCUGAUUGAUGACGUGAUUAUUCCACCAUUCAAGCCGAUCGAUCCCACGCUGGGAACGGGCGACAAGCUGCCCUUCAACAUCGAUGCCAGCAACGAGCGGUUCGAGCACUUGGGCGGCGGUGUCAUAGCCAAGAAGCAGGAGAAACCGGACAAGCAGGAGAAGCCACAGAAGCAGGAAACCUCCACAAAGCAGGCACCCAUUGAGCUAACCACGCACAGGAUCAAUCACACCAGCACACCAGCUCCAGUAAAGUUCGUGGUCAGCAGCUCACCCAGGCCCACGAGUGCGCCAGCUCUGCCCUCGCUGAAGCCGACAGACAAUUCGGUGCUGGCCGACACUAUUGGAGAGUUUUUCAUGGAGCUGCUGAACCUGCCCAAGGAGGGGAAUGCAACCAACAGGAGCACCACACCAGAGCCAGAGCAGCAGGUGGACAUAGAUACCGUAGAGUCAAGAAUAGAGCCAGAUGAAAUCGAGACACCAAAGCCGCCGGCGAACCACUCCAAGCCAAACUUUUUAAAACUGAAGGAGCACAUUCUGCAGCGCAAUACUCCAUCCCAGAUUCUGGCCAAUGACACCAUAGACACCACAACAAGUGCCACCACAACCACAGAGGAGCCAAGAACUGUCACUAGCAUUUCCAACAGAAAUCGCAUCCGUACGACCAGCGAGCGACCCACAAUGAUGGACGAUUCGAACCUAUUUCCCUCGCACUCCAAGUGGCAGUUUGUCAACAGCUCUUCGGCGCAGAACUACGGACACAAUUCGAAUAUGCGAAAGAUUUUCAACAAGACGCUGCAGGCAUGGGUAUCGGAGGACAUUGACAAGUCGGAGAACCUAACACUGAACGACAUCAAGACGCGCAUCAACAAUGCCAGCAACAUACAGGACAUUUCGCUGAUCUUUGACACGCUGGCCUCCAAGCUGGGCAUCACGCCGAGUGUUCCCAACAAGUUUCCUCCCUUCUCGCAGAACAAACUGAAGCAUCCACCGAAGGAGGAGACCAGAGUGAGGACAACGACUACGGAACUGCCAGUCCAAGAAUCGAGCGUGAGCUUUAUAGAACAACGAGAACCAUUCAUUAAGCCAAUGUCCAGUUUUAUGGACGAUGGAUCCUCGGAGGUGCUGGGAGCUGCCAUUCCAGUGGUCGGCGAGGCGGAGGUGGAAGUGGUGGAUCCGCUGAAGUACGAGGAACUGCUGAAGAUCUCACAGUUUGCGGAGCCCACAUCCACCACCGCAGAGCCGAGCGUGCAUCGGCUGGUCACCCUGCUGCCCGUGCGCUCCAAUUCGGGCAUUCGCACCUACAAACCACCCACCGAAGACUUCGAAACGCAGCGCAGCAGGCAGAGCGAGACUUCCCCCGCAUUGAGGGAGGGCAGUGGAGCAGCCAAUAUACGGCGCAAGAUCCACCUCAACCAGAGCCGUAGGUUCGGGCAGCCGCCGGCAGAGGCGGUCGUCAAGGGUGGCAUCAAGGUCACAGUCAAGAAAUGAUCAUCGAGAGCAAGGACAGAGUCGGCCAAAUAACUUCAAGAUGAGAUUACAAGAAGGAAGCCCUACGAUUAGGGUUUGCAGAAUUUACAUAUGUAGGGUCUUUGCACACGAUUUGUAGCUCUAAGUAGGGAAUAUAACAUAAGUGUAUCUCUUUAAUUGCGGAACGUGCAAAAUAACAACAUCUUGUUCGAAAAUUGUUCGACUGCUGGAACAAUUUUGGAAUGACAAUUCCUGUUAUACUUCGGCGACGCGAUAUCUCUGUGUGUGUGCGUGUCUGCCAGUCCUCAGUAUUUAAGAUUUAUUAUAUUAAAUUCCUUGUUUAAGUGUGGAAUCAAUAUAAUUUAGUUUGUAUACGAAGCUACGAUUUAAAUAGAAAUAUUAAUUUUUCAGUUCAA
This is a messenger RNA of Drosophila guanche, 4134 nucleotides long. RefSeq names its product flocculation protein FLO11. The record is from RefSeq and is a predicted model, not a curated record. Lineage: Eukaryota; Metazoa; Arthropoda; Insecta; Diptera; Drosophilidae. The transcript is spliced from 6 exons. Bases 293 to 3739 code for a protein of 1148 amino acids.